AUGGACAUGGUGUGUCGAUCAUCUAAAGCUUUCUGCUCUGAUGAGAAACAGCUGAAUAACAUCUACUUUACACCACAAUGUCUAUGUCAGGCGGGAUAUUUACCGGUGUAUCAGAAUUAUUUAGAUUAUUAUGAAUGUAUUCCAAUCUGUAAACAAUGUUACCCGAUGGAAAGAUUUUCCCCUCGAAUGAAUUGUACAUGUCCUGAAAUUAUCUGGUCAGACGACUAUCAUCGAAUCUAUAAAACUAAUGAUUCAAAUGAAGACAAUUUACUCAACAUAUCUUACACUCAACAAAACUUGACAGUAUGCUUCAAUCCAUUAUUCAGGCACAGAAUGAGGCUUGAUUUCUUCCAUAACGACACAAUGAAUAUGGUGAUUUUUCUGUCAAAUCAUUUCAAAUCGUCAUAUCCACACGACGGUUGUGUAUUGCAUAAAUUUGAACAAGGCGUUUGGUGUAAAACAUUUAAUUUGUUGUCAUUUGACUUUUUAUCACCUUGUGCCUUCAUUCAGUAUAACAAAACUUCAAGACAAUUUAUUUUCAAAAGUUUUAUCAACAUGUUUGUUCGCCAACCAUUCGAUUUAUCGACCAAAAAAGUACAGUAUUCCAUCUCAUUCACGUCGAAAUUGAAUGAAGAAAAUGUUUUGAACAAUUUUACUGAAAUUAAGCUUAUUAAUCAUCAAAAUCCAGGGCAUAUUUUUCAAGAUCUUGAUGAAAAUUUGAAAUUCAGAAUAGAAGAUUCAGUGUAUAAAGGAAAACCUGUGAAUUUAUAUGUGAAUUAUUAUCAUCAAAAUACAUCGUACAAAUAUUUGAGUGUUGAUCAGUGUUCACUUAGCACUUUAUCUUCGGAUAUCAAGUCACAAAAAAUAAUGAUUUUUGUUCAAAGAAAUUACUUGGUUCAUUCAUCUGACAAUGUGACAGGCAUAAAAUUUACCUCAGAUCAACUGUUAACUUACGGAAGUUUCAAAUUCUCACUGAGUGAAUAUCUUCAAAAUAAAGGUGACAGAAGUAUGCUGAGAAAUACUUCCUCUCUCAGUGGGUUGAAAUCCCCCUCCCCCGAAGAAAUCCAAGAUUAUUUAUAUUCAAUGAAGAAUUACACAACUAUAUCAGGAUUACAAAUUAAUUGUAUAUUUCGUGUUUGUCAACGCUAUGAAUGGUGUACAUGGUCACCAAUGAUUAACGACUUCACUAAACUGACACCUCAUAGUACGUAUCAUUUACACAAAUCAGAGGAUAAUAUCUACCCAGAAAUAUAUAUCUUGACUAAAACUGUUCAUCUGAAGAUUUUCUGGAACAGUUCACUUCCUUCUUCAACAUUUGCUCAAACUAAAAGUACGAAUCUUAAAUGCAAAUCGGAGACAGUAUGCACAAGAUUUUCAAUAACCCUCGGAGUUCUUAUUAUCUGCCUGAUAAGUGGAAUUAUUUGCAGUUCUUUAUGGUAUUAUCACAACAUUCUCAGGUGUCACAGUCGUUACGUACUACUGUGUUGCCCUGACAAUGAAAACACCAAAUCUACUAGAGAAGAAGUUGGUCAAGAAAAUCUGCAAAAUACAAAUAAAAAAAUUACUGUCUAUCAUUUCUGUGAUAACCCUAUAACUAGUAAUGAAACAAAACAUAAUACUUAUUGUGCAACAAGUAGCAGUAAUAGAAUUGUUGAAAAUAUUCAAAAUACCAAUAAUAGAUGUGGAAAACAAUCUUGUCUCACAGACCAUCGCCCCAAAUCAGAGUACUUACAACUUCGAGAUACUAUCAAAAGUCAUAGUGGAACAAUCGAUAAUUACAAGAAUCAGAUUUUUUUUCCCCAUCAUCUUCAACAUCCAACUAAGACAGUUGAAGAGAAAGAUUAUGAAAUCGACAUGGAUUGGAAUAAAAUUGGUUCAGUUACUCAACAGAAAGACAUAACUGUCUGCGACAGUGAAUCAACCCAUUAUUAUUCGAAUCCGUUUGUCGAGAUUCAAGGUAAAAAUUCCCAGAUAAAAACUAGCAGUCACAACGAGUUGAACACAAAGGAAUUAUUGCCAUUGAACUGUGAAAGUAGAAUGUUCUAUCCUUGUUGUCUACACACUCCAUGGCUUUGUCCACAUUCAAAUCAGUGGAAUAUCACUGGAGGAUGCAAAGAAAUCAUUAAGCCUAUCUGUAGGACUGAAUAUAUGCAGUAUAAUAAUGAUUUUUACAAUUCAAAAACAGUUGUUACCGCUAAGAAUGAAUUAAUUUUCAGGAAUGGUAGUAAUAAAGAACAUGAGGAUGAAGAAGAUGGUGAAGAAGAAAUGAAUGUUUAA
Trichobilharzia szidati is the source of this 2277-nucleotide messenger RNA. The record is from the annotation of a GenBank genome assembly. NCBI's taxonomy places the organism in Eukaryota, Metazoa, Platyhelminthes, Trematoda, Strigeidida, Schistosomatidae.